Chroicocephalus ridibundus (black-headed gull) is the source of this 4221-nucleotide messenger RNA. RefSeq names its product bisphosphoglycerate mutase (gene BPGM). Gene Ontology annotation, molecular function: intramolecular phosphotransferase activity. Gene Ontology annotation, biological process: glycolytic process. Bases 340 to 1119 code for a protein of 259 amino acids. The record is from RefSeq and is a predicted model, not a curated record. The transcript has 5 exons. Lineage: Eukaryota; Metazoa; Chordata; Aves; Charadriiformes; Laridae.
CGGAGGAGGGGGGGGGAUGGCGGGGCGGCGCUGGCGCUGUGCCGUGGUGGUAGCUGUUGGAGAAUGCGUGGGACGCCCAUCCCUCUUCUGGCCCAGAACUGGAGUAACGAGAGGGACUCCGAAAGAAGCCACGAUCCUUGUACUGGGAAUACGCAGUGGUGGAAGCAGCGCAGCCAGUGUGUGUCCAGGGGUAACUAGCCAAGAGUGUGUGGUGGCCUCUUUAUAAAGCAGCUCUUGAGCCUGUGCUGGGAUUUGUGUAGGUUGUUCUUUUUGCCAUAAGAAAGAUGCAUCAAUAUUAGAUGUCAGACCAGUUGUCAUCUGUGCUAAGCUGCAACCAAAAUGGCUAAGUACAGGCUUGUUCUCUUAAGACAUGGGGAAGGAGCCUGGAACAAAGAGAAUCGCUUCUGCAGCUGGGUGGACCAGAAGCUGAGCAGUGAUGGGAUAAAGGAAGCUCAGAACUGUGGCAAACACCUUAAAGCGCUGGGCUUUGAGUUUGACCUCGUCUUUACCUCUGUACUCAGUCGCUCCAUCCAGACUGCAUGGCUUAUCCUGGAAGAGAUGGGCCAAGAGUGGGUCCCCAUUCAGAGUUCCUGGCGACUGAAUGAACGUCACUAUGGUGCAUUAAUUGGUCUUAACAGAGCAGAAAUGGCUCUGAAUCAUGGGGAGGAGCAAGUGAAAAUAUGGAGGAGAAGCUAUGAUGUUACCCCACCUCCCAUAACUGAAUCUCAUCCUUACUACGAAGAGAUAUACAAUGAUCGUCGGUAUAAAUGCAGUGAUGUCUCUCAGGAUAAUCUCCCAAAAGCUGAAAGUCUAAAAGAUGUGCUUGAUAGACUUCUUCCCUAUUGGAACGAAAAGAUAGUGCCAGAACUGAAAAGUGGCAAAAUGAUCCUUAUCUCUGCUCAUGGUAACAGCAGCAGGGCAUUGCUGAAGCAUGUGGAAGGCAUCUCUGAUGAGGACAUCAUCAAUGUUACUCUCCCCACUGGUGUGCCCAUACUUCUUGAACUUGAUGAGAACCUGCACCCUCUGGGCCCUCACCAGUUUCUGGGUGAUCAAGAAGCUAUCCAAGCUGCCAUCAAAAAAGUGGAAGAUCAAGGGAAAGUAAAAUCUGCUGAGAAGUAAAAUUCCACUAACACAGCUGUUUUCAAAGUGUGGUAAUAAGUGAUUUAUGUAUGACUGCUAGGUUGCACUGUGUGAAAGUCUCAAUUUCAAGCACUAAAUAAUUGGAAGGGACAAUUGUUGAGUCUCAAGUUGGUAGAUUAACCUCUGCCUUUCAAAAACUGAAACUUAGAUCUCAGCAUGAGGUUACAGAUACUGAAAAACGAAAUCAAGAGAUCAUUCAGGUAAUGGAAACUUGCAGGGCAGUCUGCCCCAGAUCUAGGAUUGAGAGUGGCCCAGUACAGAAAUAAAGGGAUAUAUUAUUGGUGUCUACCAACAUUCAGUCUUAAUCUGUUAAGGGGAAAAGCACCAGCUUACUGGACUAAUUAGGUCCAGGUUGUUAUAGGCACUAAAACUUCCUUACUGAUAAAAUGUCACCAGGUAACGGAGUUAUCCAGUAUGAUUCCUCUGUGUCAAUGGCCAUGACAAUUUGUUCUGGAUGGAGUUCCUUUGGUAUUUCAGAACACUUUCAGCUGUACAACUCUUUGCCUUUGUUUUGAGUCUUCCAAGGCCAGUUCAUGGACCAGAGGAGAAUUUUGUACAGAUUUUCAGACUGUUGUAGUUACCAUACUUGUCUUUUCAUUACACCAUAUUCCAGUUUUGAAGUAACCUAGAAGCAAUCCCUUUUCCUCCACCAUCUUUGCAAAGCCUAGCAUGACUGCAUUUUGCUAGCUUGCAGUAAUAGGAUUUAACUUGGACUUUAGUCCAUAAACUAAGCACAAAGAUUUCCUGCUCAGUGUUUUAAUUAUCACUUAGCUCUUAGUGGGUGAUCUGAAUAGCUUUGAAACACUUAAGUAACAUGUACUAGAGGUUUCAUCAUCUCACAGUCAAAUUGUUAGAAUAAUUCUGGUUUACCUCAGUAAAACUGGAUAUAGGAAAAUCCCCCUCUAAGCUUUCUUUUGUUGCAAAGAUCUCUUGAUAAAUAGUUCCACAGUAAUAUUAGUGUGGCAUUCUCUGUAUCAAUUUCUCUGGAGGGCUGGAAGAGAUGCAUAAGGCAUGUAAGAAGUGUAUGGGUGCAGCUCAUUCAGCCAUCAUGCUGGUAGGGAGUGAUGUUCUGCCAUGCCUAAAAGCGUUUUCCUAUAAAACUCUCCUCACAAUCAUAGCUUGAUCCUACUGAGUGUGCCUUGCUGUUGCAUUUGGCACUAAAUUUGAACAGUUCGCACUGUGGUCGUGUGUAAGUGCAGCACGUAUGGCAGUUUGUUCUCCUUAUGUACAUGAGCAUCAAGAUAAUUCCACUUUUGAAGACUUGCUCUAAUCUUACUUGCAAAUCCGAAACUGUUGCUUAAAUUUAUACCUGACCCAGUGUUUCAACACCUGAACAUCUGGAUUCUGGCCUCAGUUACCAACAUGGGUGGCACUUGUGUAUGUACUGUUUGAGCUGAAUGCAUUCUCAGCAUGGCCCAGCUACAAAUAUCAAGAGAAGCUGAUGAGAAUUCCAUUGGUAUGAUGAUAGUUUAAACUUAAAAUCCUAGAGUGGCUGCUUCUUUGCAGUGAGGUGUGCUGUAGCUCAUUUUUUAAGUGUGAGAGUAUGGUGGUGUGUUUUUCCUUUGAGGAGAGCAGUGUGACAGUGUGGUAUGCCUCAGACAGUCUCCCUGCUAUAUGGAUGCAGACUUUCCAGGUCUGAUGCUAGCUCAUGUUAGUGUAGCGCAUACUCCAUAAAAGACUUCUUGCUAGGUGGUAGUUUCUCUUGCAUGAAUGAUGCUCGGGCUUCUUUUUGGUUUUGUUUUUGUAGCCCUUGCAGUAGGAACAAAGUUACGUGUUUCUCUUUUAAACAUAAAGCUGGUAGGUUUCAUCUUGCUUUGUACAAGUAAGGAUAUUUCAGUGUUGUUUUUUCUCUGAAAUACUAUUAGCAGCUUCCCUGCUGCUCUACUUGACACUGACUUAUUUUUUGUGGUUUCUUAGUUUUGUGUACAUAGAGUAACUCUGAAUCUUAGUUGAUACUUUACAUGUCAGUGUUCUGGAGUUAGAUUGUUAAUCAGCAAAUGUUCAUCUGUCAGUGCCCUUAGGAGGACCACUGGCACUCAAGUGAUUGUGUUCUUCCCCGAACAUUCAAUAAUGUGUGAAGUUCAGUAUGAAGUAAAAAUUACUGUAGGCUUAUUAACAAGUCAAGUGGAGCCGCCUGUUGUCAGUGGGAACUGCACGCAUCCAGAUAUGUGGGCUUACAGGCCUUGGCUAUCAGUGUCCGUAGCCCUUUGGCAUUGUGGUAUUGUAAUGUAGAACUUCUUCAGGACUUGAGGUGCAGCUGAAAUAUAUUUGGAAACGAAUCCAGCUGAACUGGGAGAUAUGCUCUCUCCUCCCCUUCUCUUAGAAAAUCUGUGAUCCCUUUUGGGAAUGGAAAAGUGGGUGAGUAAAUGUAGAGAGCGUUAGUAUUUCUUCUUGCAGCUGAAUGGAUGAAAUUGACUGAAAAAGGUCUUUCAAAGAGUCAUGGACAGUAAGAAAAGAACAGCAGUGUGAUGUUUUCAGGUGGCACAGUUUCUGCAGUGCUGCUUGAGAUGUCAGUAGUGACACUUCCCUGGGAAGUUUGGAGUCACAACCAAAGCAAAUGAAGUCAAAGUGAUGACAGGAUUUUAUGUGAAUAUCUGGCAGCAGUACUACCUUGCAAAAGUGUCAAAUGGAACCAACUGGGGAUUUCAUUGUGCUUUUUAAGAUUAUUUUAACACCAUGCAAUGCUUGCUUCUGAAUAGCCUUCUAAUUAAAUUAAUGAUUCAUAAAAUGUGUAUAUUCAAGAGAUUUCCAUCAACAGUGGCAUAUGGAUGCCUGACCUUCAGGCAUAGCUACAUUAGAGGGAGAAAUGAGGAUCUUGCUGAUGGCUUUAGAAAUCAUUGUUUGGAAAACACUUUCAUCAUGUUUGAUUGAAUAUGCCUCAAAGUCCUAUAAGGUAACCAAUAUUUCUACAGUUGACAUUAUGGAUGUGGUUGAUUUGGUUUGUUUAUGCAUUUUUAACUUGUGGUCUGAUAGCAAUAAUAGCUCUAGAACCUUCUUGUAAACCUCUGUAAAUACGGUGGAGCUGGCAGGGUCUUUAUAACUCAAUAAAUUCAUCUGAAAUAAAAUUAAAUUUGACUUGAA